Molecule: messenger RNA, 1476 nt
Organism: Alternaria infectoria
Lineage: Eukaryota; Fungi; Ascomycota; Dothideomycetes; Pleosporales; Pleosporaceae
Exons: 4
Coding region: 1-1476 (491 amino acids)
Source: RefSeq, a predicted model, not a curated record
AUGCUCAUGAAGAAGAUGUGGAUAGUGGAGGAGCGGAAGGACAAGACUGUAUACCGUCGCCGCUGUCCGACCGGCGGAGAAGUUCUUUCCUUCUUCUUCGUCUCGGCUUGCGCCCUGCUCUUCCUCAUCAUCUGCACCAUUCUCUAUGGCACGCGCACACAGAACCCGUCCUUGCCCCCGCUGGUCAAAGAGUACAUGCCCGCAGGCCGCUGUUUGUGCGAGUUCAGUACGACUUUCUCCUGCGACACUUGUCUCGAUUGCGCUGCAAAUCAGGCUAUUCUCACGACUAAUGCGACCGAGUUGGAGGAACAUGGACUGUGGACUUUUACGUAUCCAAGGGAUAAGAACAAUUAUGGGCUUGAUGAAGCGCAGUGCGAUAGCGCUUUUCCGGGGCAAUAUGAGGAUAUUGAGCGUGCGGUUAAGGUGCGGAGUCGCUGGGGUAAGGUGACGCAGGCGGAUCUCAAUAGCUUCGAGCUUACAAAGGGGAUGGUGAGGGCUAUGGUUUAUGAUAGAGAGCUCUACAUCCUCGAGACUCACAUGGUCGAUAACGUCAACCGGCAAAAAGCCAUUGCGACUCUCAGCGCUAUAUACCGAGCCGUUCUCGCCGCCCCCUCAACCGCCGAUAUCCCAAACAUCGAAUUCGUCUUCUCCGUAGAGGACCUCCCUGCGCAACCCCACAAACCGAUAUGGUCCCUCACCCGCCGCGUCCAAGACCACAACCUCUGGUUAAUACCCGACUUUGGCUUCUGGAGCUGGGACAUGCCCGCGCUGGGCACACUGGACGAAGUUGCUCAAGAGGCGGUUCAAAGGGAAGCCGUCGAGUCGUGGGACCAAAAGAUCGAGAAGCUAGUCUGGAGAGGCAAAAUCACUUUCGCGCCUAAGCUGCGGAGAGCGCUCCUCGAUGCAGCAAAAGGCAAGCCAUGGAGCGACGUUGGCCAACUCAAGUGGACGGAUCCAAAUUUCAAAGAGCAGUUUCUCGGGCCGGUGGACCAGUGUAACUACAUGUUCAUUGCUCACGCUGAAGGUCGUUCCUACUCCGGCUCCCUCAAAUACCGCCAACUCUGCCGCUCAGUAAUCGUCUCACACAAACUCCAAUGGAUACAACACCACCACUACCUCUUCCGCUCCAACGGCUCCAACCAAAACUUCGUCGAAGUCGAACGCGACUUCUCGGAUCUAGCAUCUGCUAUGGAGGACCUGCUCGACCACCCUGAAAAGGCAAAGCGCAUAGCGGAUAACUCGGUGCAGGUAUUCAGGGAAAGAUAUCUGACGCAAGCGGCGGAAGCGUGUUAUUGGCGGAAGCUCAUGAAGAGGUGGAGGGAUGUUGUCGAUUGGGAACCGGUGCUGUUUGCUGGGAGUGGGGAGGAUGGGAUCGCGAAAGAGAGGAAUAGGGUGAGGAGGAGGGGGGUAAGGUAUGAGACGUUCAUGCUUUACGAACCCAAAAUCCAACUUUCGUACCCGGAAUCCGCGCAUUGA